AAACUGCCGCAAGCUGGCUUACAACAAGUGGACAUAUUAAUGUCUCCAUGCACUAUGAACCCAACUUUCUAGAGCGUAAAUGGGUCGAGAUAUUUGAUGGAACUGAAAGACCUGCUGUGCGUCUGGCAAUAGUACUGUUUCUCUGGCAUGAGUUUGUCUUUGUCACUCGCUACAUUCCCUACAUGAUUGCAGAUCGCAUUCCAUACUUUCGACAGUUCAAGAUUCAAGAUGUCAAGCCCAUCACAAACGCACAAUGGUGGAAAUGUGCAACCCAUGUUAUGUUUCAUCAAACCUUCCUGCAGCUGCCCAUGAUGAUGGCUUUCCAUCCACUUGCCAUGGCCCUUGGCAUGAGAUUCCUUGAAACCCCCUUUCCUACCAUCUCUCAUCUCAUCACCACCUCGUUGUUCUUUUUGUUUAUGGAAGACUUUUAUCAGUACUUUGCGCACCGUCUGCUGCACUGGGGCAUUCUUUACAAAAACAUCCACAAAUUACAUCAUGAAUUUUCCGCACCAUUUGGAAUUGCCUCGGAAUAUGCACAUCCAAUGGAAACACUUAUUCUUGGUCUAGGAUUCUUUUUGGGCCCUUUGGUGUGGGUACUGACGUUCCACGAUCUACAUGUGAUUAGUCUGGCAGUUUGGCUUGCUGUUCGACUGAUCCAAGUGGUUGAUUCUCAUUCUGGAUAUGAUUUCCCAUGGUCGCUUCGUCAUAUCUUUCCAUUUUGGGCAGGGGCAGAUUUCCACGACUACCAUCAUAUGGCAUUUGUAGGAAACUACUCGUCGUCUUUCCGUUGGUGGGACUGGGCAUUUGGAACCGACAACGCAUAUCAACAGUGGAAGCUCAAGAAGGCUACUAAAAAAUCUCAAUGAACACUCAAUGACUUAUAAAUAAAUGUUUUUGGAAGCAUGC
Molecule: messenger RNA, 906 nt
Organism: Batrachochytrium dendrobatidis JAM81
Lineage: Eukaryota; Fungi; Chytridiomycota; Chytridiomycetes; Rhizophydiales
Exons: 5
Coding region: 48-866 (272 amino acids)
Biological process (GO): ergosterol biosynthetic process
Cellular component (GO): endoplasmic reticulum membrane
Molecular function (GO): iron ion binding; C-4 methylsterol oxidase activity
Source: RefSeq, a predicted model, not a curated record